Molecule: messenger RNA, 896 nt
Organism: Lolium rigidum
Lineage: Eukaryota; Viridiplantae; Streptophyta; Magnoliopsida; Poales; Poaceae
Product: trafficking protein particle complex subunit 3-like
Exons: 5
Coding region: 36-599 (187 amino acids)
Biological process (GO): endoplasmic reticulum to Golgi vesicle-mediated transport; intra-Golgi vesicle-mediated transport
Cellular component (GO): cis-Golgi network membrane; TRAPP complex; cytosol
Source: RefSeq, a predicted model, not a curated record
UAGUCGCCGUUGGCCGCGAUCGCUCCCGGCGCAGGAUGCCGCCCCUGACGCCCCCCAAGUCCGGCGACGCCCUCUUCGCCAGCGUCGACCGCGUGAACGCGGAGCUCUUCACGCUCACGUACGGCGCCAUCGUGCGCCAGCUGCUCACGGAUCUCGAGGAGGUCGAGGAGGUCAACAAGCAGCUCGACCAGAUGGGUUACAAUAUUGGGACUCGAUUGGUUGAUGAAUUCUUAGCCAAGUCAAAUGUAUCAAAUUGUGUUGAUUUCAAAGAGACUGCUGAUACUAUAGCGAAGCUUGGCUUCAAAAUGUUCCUGGGCGUGACUGCGACUGUAACCAAUUGGGAUGCUGAAGGUACAACUUGCAGCUUCGUAUUGGAGGACAACCCACUUGUAGAUUUCGUUGAGCUACCUGAUACUUGCCAGGGCCUUCAGUAUUGCAAUGUGUUGAGUGGAGUUAUCAGGGGAGCACUGGAAAUGGUUUCCAUGAAGACGGAGGUUACAUGGGUCCGCGACAUGCUCCGUGGAGACGACGCCUACGAGAUGCGGGUGAAGCUCACCAAGCAGGUCCCAGAGGAAUACCCCUACAAAGAUGACGACUAGUUUGUUUCAGCUCAAUUGGUAGCUCUUUUGGCAUGGUGGUGCUCGUUUGCUCGUCGUUUUUUCUUUCCCAAGUGGCUGUAAUUCAGGUAUGACCAUGAUGUUGACAUCCGGCACCUGUGCAUUAUAUUUUGCAGCUGCACCGUGUACUGCCGACGUAUUGUAGAGAUGUUGUAUGGUUUUCGUGCUUUCAAACAGUUUGAUAAAGUUAGUCCUCAGGGCAAAUCAUUAUGCUGGGCUGCUCGCUAGAUGUCAUGUUUUGUUGCACGGAUGAUAGAAGUUGCAAACCUUUUUGUACCA